CUUGAAUGUCAAUGUCAAAGUGCAAUUGCAAGAGUAGGCUUCAAAUGGCCAACAGUUAAAGCCAAGUUAACUUACUGUAACGAAAUUAAAGGGGCUUUUAAAUAGCAUAAUUUAAUAAGUGCCCUAUGUCACAAAGGUCGGUUUCAAAUACUCAGCCAAGGACAUUAUUAAAACUGGCCUUAAAAAAAAAAGGUUUCACAGGGUAUCAGCUAUGUUCUACUGUAUAUCCUCUAAAAACACAUUGGAAGCGCAGUGAACCUAGAAAUGUUUUUAAUUUUAAUACUACGCGCAAAUAAAGGAGGCAAAAAUUGAUUGAUUACCCGCUAAUCUAUCGACGUCGAAAUAAUUAUGUUAUAAUUAUCUGCACGUACACGAGUAACUAAUUUGUUGACAGAGCUAAAAAUGAUAUAAUUUCAUCGAACUCGUACCACUUUUUCUCAAGCAGCCAAGCCAUGAAAAGAGUGCUCAUUAUUUGGAUGCUAGCUCACCCACUACAGCAUUAUCAAUGUAGUGCUGUCAUUUUCAAAAUGACCAAUGCAGUGUGUGAGUCCUAUAACAAAACCUGGGUGGAAUUCGGCCUGUGUCGCCUGCGAGCCGUUAGUCGGAAUAAGGUUUGCCUGAAUGUCGAUGCCAAUUUGCUUUAUCCGGUUCACGAUGUUAUAGUCAAGGCCAGAUUGAUGAAAAGGGCCAAUGGUUAUAAGCCUUGGCUCUAUAGCGUCAGCUUCGAUGGCUGCCAGUUUAUAAGGCGUAGAAACAAUGCCCUGAUUCGAAUCGUUUGGGAGCUUUUUAAAGAGUACUCGACGAUCAAUCACACCUGUCCCUAUGUGGGCCUGCAGCAAGUUAAGAACUUCUAUCUAAGAUCCGAGAAGCUGCCUACGCCCAUACCCACUGGGGAAUAUCUGUUGAUGAUUGACUGGGUGUUCAACAAAAAACCGCAGGCUGCCACAAAUGUUUAUUUCACCUUUGUGGAGGAUCUAAAAGAUAGUUAAAAAUCGUAAAAUCUAAACUGAACUGUAAU
Molecule: messenger RNA, 1018 nt
Organism: Drosophila santomea
Lineage: Eukaryota; Metazoa; Arthropoda; Insecta; Diptera; Drosophilidae
Exons: 3
Coding region: 453-989 (178 amino acids)
Source: RefSeq, a predicted model, not a curated record